Messenger RNA from Drosophila busckii, 372 nucleotides. RefSeq lists its product as uncharacterized. The transcript is spliced from 2 exons. NCBI's taxonomy places the organism in Eukaryota, Metazoa, Arthropoda, Insecta, Diptera, Drosophilidae. Bases 7 to 369 code for a protein of 120 amino acids. The record is from RefSeq and is a predicted model, not a curated record.
CUCAACAUGAAGUUAUUCCUUAGCUGUGCUCUGCUCUUCGCUGUGUUUGUUGCCAGUCAGGCCUAUAGCGCCACCUGGGGACGUAAGAAUCAUGAUGACUUUUUGCUUUACGAUAAGACAGAAGUGCGUCCCGUUUGGAAUAAUACCGCCUAUAGCGUCGAUGUUGAGUACCCAGCACCCGGUUCCGUGUUCGGUUACAAUCUCACCUUCAUUGAUGUGAUUGAUCAUUGCCGCCAGGGCAAUGGCUCUGUCCCUACUCUGCUUAACGGUGGUCCCGGCAAUCGUUACGCCUACAUCAAUCUGAAGAGCGCUGCUGGACAAUGCAUGAACUCUACCGUUGUAUUCUGGGGUAUUGUACCUUGGCUAUAAAUA